Molecule: messenger RNA, 1455 nt
Organism: Onychostoma macrolepis
Lineage: Eukaryota; Metazoa; Chordata; Actinopteri; Cypriniformes; Cyprinidae
Exons: 11
Coding region: 1-1455 (484 amino acids)
Source: RefSeq, a predicted model, not a curated record
AUGAAGCUGAGAAUAGUUUUCGUUCUGUUCGUCAUCUGUCAGGGAGAUAAUAAACACAAAUACGUUUUUGUUAAUGAGCUGAGGUCCUGGAGAAACGCUCAGACUUACUGCAGACAGCAUCACACAGAGCUGGUCAGCGUGAGGAACGAGGAGGAGAACCGUCAGAUCCAGCAGCUGAUACCUGCAGGACAUUUCGCUACAUCGGCCUAUUCAAAGACGAUUUCAUCUGAGAAUCUGGCACAAAAGGGAACUGCCACACAGUCUUCAACACGCUAUUCUUUACAGUCCGCGGAGCGAGCCAUCGAUGGUGGCAAGGAUUCCUCUAUAUCAUCUAGUUCUUGUGCCACAACCAACUGGGAAAGCCAUCCGUGGUGGAGGCUGGAUCUCCAGGUAUCUGUGUAUCAAGUGAACAUAGUGGUCGUCUACAGAGAUGACAGCUUUCCAGGAAAAAUGAAAAAUAUCCAGGUUAAAUUUGGAAACUCUCUGCAGAACAAUGGAAACAACAAUCCCAGCUGUGCCGUGAUCUCGAGUGAUGCAGCGGCCAACAGAGUCAUCUACUUCUGCUCUGAUUGGGAGGGACGAUACGUAAACGUCUUCUAUAAUGAUUGGUGGACGUGGAUCUCAGUGUGUGAGGUUGAAGUAUAUGAGACAGAUUCUUCUAAACAAUUGUUUAUGAAGAUAGUGUUUAACUCCACCGCAGAUCUGAGCGAACAGACAGUAUCGGACAACUUGCUGAAAGAGUUGAAGUCGGCGAUGGCUGUGAGAGGAAUCACUAAUGUGACGCUGAGCUGGUCUCAAACCCCUGAAAAAGUGAUGAUCCAUAAUCAACGUGCAAAAGAGAAUCUGGCACGAAGAGGAACUGCUACACAGUCGACAGUAUUAGAUGAUCUGUCCGCGGACCGAGCCAUCGAUGGUGGGAAGGAUAUCUCAAUGUCUUCUGGUUCUUGUGCCGUAACCCAUAUGGAGCCCAGACCGUGGUGGAGGCUGGAUCUCCAGGCUGCGUAUCGAGUGAGUAUCGUGGUCGUCACUUACAGACAAGACUGCUGUCCAGACAGUAGGAAAGAUUUUGAGAUUCGCUUCGGAAACUCUCUGCUGGACGAAAGAUACUACAGUCCCAGCUGUGCCGUGAUCUCCAGUGAUUCAGCAGCAAACAGCGUCACCUACUCCUGCUCUGAUCGGGAAGGACGAUACGUCCUCAUUCAUAGAUUCAUAAAGGCCCUCUUUCUGUGUGAGGUGGAAGUGUACGAGUCAGAUAUUUCUAUGCGAUCGUUUAUGAAGAUAGUGUUUAACUCCACCACAAAUCUGAGCAACCAGACAGUAACGGACAUCGUGCUGAAAGAGUUGAAGUCGGCGAUGGCUGUGAGAGGAAUCACUAAUGUGACGCUGAGCUGGUCUCAAACCCCUGAAAAAGUGAUGAUCCAUAAAUCAACAUCGCUGCUGAAGCAGAUUUCUUGA